UCGUUCAAGGCUUGCAAAGACAAAGGGCGGCAGCCGCUCAACGGCAACAAGCGGCCAUAGCCGCUGGCUCCCCUAUGUCGUGCCCAGCCUUAGCAAGAGUCACGCAGCCCAUGCGGUGUUAUAACUGCAACCAACCGGGCCACCUUGCAAAGGACUGUCCGAAACCUCGGACGCAAGGAGGGUCGGCUGGACCUUCCCAAAUCCCUUUAGCUGCCCCGACCGCUGUAGGACAAGGGAGGGUGGCAACUGUUAUUGACACUGGAACGAUGGAGAUGGUGCCUCCUGCAGCCGCCGAAAUUGGACCAGACGAAUACAUGGCGGCGGCCAUGCUCGAACCCGAGACCAUUGGAGUAAUACGUCAUCUCCAACGGAUCACCGAGGAGAGCGAUCUCGGACCUUGGAGACCCGGGUUCGAAGAUCUUGCGGCCCCUGGUCCUGAGUAUAAGGACGGCAACAUUGAUGUGUUGGAUGCCCUGAAGGCUUUGGAUUUACGGAUUCCUGUUCCCAUCCCUUACCUGCUGACCAUUUCUGAGGCGGCCAACGAGAAAUUGACCGAACGGUGCCUAAAGAACGGAUGUCGGUUCGAGGAAAGCCGAAAACGCAAAAAGUUGGUCAUAAACGAUCCGCAGUCGGCUGCCGAAGGACGACCCUCGACCUCGAGGAUUCUAGAGGCAAACCGGGUAGGAAUGAUCCAAGCUGCAGAUCUUGCCUUGGAGAAGCCCAAAGCGUACGAUAUGCUGUUAGGGAUCCCAUGGCAGGCGGCGGUAGGAGCGCGAAUGCACUUUGACAACUGUAAGGUGGUGCUCACAUCGGCUCACCCCAAACCUCAAACGAUAUCGAUGAGGCUGGUUGUGCGUACGCGCGCACAAUCGGCGUCGCGAAUCUCCACGAAGGUCCACAGGAUCAAUAUGAUCCGAUGGACGCCCCGAGGUGAACUAAGAGCCACAACUGAAACCGACAAUUCGGAUGAACCUGACCGAUAUCCGAUCAGAAUUCAAGAUUGGUGGCGCCAAUCUUGGCGACGGGAACCCAUGAAAAUAGUCCGAAGCGCUCAAAGCAGCCCUUACAAAUUUGCGCCCAUCCUGGCACGUCCGGAUCCGACAAAACCGUUCGCAUUGCACACCGAUUGGCAUCCGCAGGCGAUAUCGGCGGUGCUGACCCAGCAAGGAGCAGAUGGGAAGGAGCACGUCAUCGAGUACGCAUCGAAGACACUUACCCAGGCGCAAUCCAACUAUGAGGCGUGCAAGGGUGAAUGCUUGGCGGUGGUGUGGGGAAUUCAGCAUUUUCGACCGUAUCUCUACGGUCAGAAGUUCGUGCUCCUGACGGACCAUCAGCCGCUGCUGUCGUUACGCGACAAUACGGAUUACACGGGAACCUCGGGUAGGUGGGCGGUGGAGGAAGAGGUGGUGGACUUCCACGACGAGAAGCCGUUGCGGCCUCCCUCGUCCUAUCCAAGGCUGGCGGCCCCAAAGGCGCCAAAAAGGACUCCCAACAAGAGACGUCACCAGCCAUCGCCAGAAGCACAAGGAAGCCGGAUAGGGCCCGUCGGGGAAGUGAUUCAGCACGUGACAGCGCGGAAAGCCGAUCUUGUUCCAGAGAGUAAGGCCGCGCCGAUCGGGGGACCUCGGCCGGGAGAAGAAGUCGGUAUCGGAGGAUCGCGGACACAGCGAAACCAACGAGAUCCGAUACCGCCACCACCGCCACUUCCCGACCUCAACCUCGAUGGAACUGGGCCCUCAGCAGCAGCCGCAGCAGGAGGAGGAGUGGGAGGAGUACCAUAUCCCGCAUCCAGACCCCCCAUCCUCGCAGGACAGUUCCGCUUCCGUCAUCCACCCCGGGGUGCCCCGGUCAUUGACCUUAAUAGUUCCUCUGAGUCGGAUGGUCCACCCGACGGAUGUCGAAUUCGUGGUGGAGCCUGCAACCAUCAGGCUCGAGGCAAUCGAGGGGACCCCGCGCCCUGAUCCUGCAUGGGAACCGUAUCUGAAGCCGCCAUUCCAAGGAUGCAUCGCGGCCAGGUUGGCGGGGAUGCUCAUCUACGAGGCCGGCCAACGACCGAACGUGGUGUACCACUUCCUCAUCCUCGCAGUGCUCAAGAGGGAGCACAGGCCAUAUACCGAGACCCAUCUCGUGAUGACGGGUCCCAGGACUCGCACCGUGCGCCGGCAAAUUAUACGGGCCAUUGCGGAUCUGGUGCCACGUGUCCUCUCCCACGUGCCGGGGGCUUUCCUAUACCCCUCCUUUGUGCAACACCACUUCAACGAAGUGGAGGCGCCGACGACUCCAACGGCGCUGACAACUUUUCUUUCCCCUUCUCCCUUCCCCGCUCAACCCGGACAUCGAUCACUUCCUCAAGUUCCUCUGAUUCUUCUUCUUCUUUUUCUUUCUUCUUCUUCUUCUUCUUUCCCUUCCUCUUGGUCCGACAGGUCGCGCGAUAAAAACGCGCUUUUAAA
Molecule: messenger RNA, 2450 nt
Organism: Chara braunii
Lineage: Eukaryota; Viridiplantae; Streptophyta; Charophyceae; Charales; Characeae
Source: the annotation of a GenBank genome assembly